Molecule: messenger RNA, 2518 nt
Organism: Cyprinodon tularosa
Lineage: Eukaryota; Metazoa; Chordata; Actinopteri; Cyprinodontiformes; Cyprinodontidae
Gene: rrh
Product: retinal pigment epithelium-derived rhodopsin homolog
Exons: 7
Coding region: 133-1143 (336 amino acids)
Biological process (GO): G protein-coupled receptor signaling pathway; visual perception
Cellular component (GO): photoreceptor outer segment; membrane
Molecular function (GO): G protein-coupled receptor activity
Source: RefSeq, a predicted model, not a curated record
AGGCUUUAGUUUCCCAACACCAGCUCUAUUGAUCAUUAUUCUUAGUAAACAGGAUCUGCUCAGUUUUCAUUAUUAUUCUCUGCAGACAGGUUUAUGAGUACUGGGUUUGGAUUUCUAAAAAGUCUUUAAAAGAUGGAUAUGCACAUGGAGGUAAAUGGUUCAGGUGAUGUUGAACCAUAUGGAGGAAAAAGUGCUUUCAGCCAAAUGGAGCACAACAUCGUGGCUGGAUAUCUGAUAACUGCAGGUGUCAUCAGUUUGGCCAGUAACAUCGUAGUUCUGCUGAUGUUCAUGAAGUUCAGGGAGCUUCGCACUGCCACUAAUUUCAUCAUCAUCAACCUGGCCUUCACUGAUAUUGGAGUGGCUGGUAUCGGUUAUCCCAUGUCUGCCGCCUCAGACAUCCAUGGGAGCUGGAAGUUUGGUUACACUGGCUGCCAGAUUUAUGCGGCCCUCAACAUCUUUUUCGGCAUGGCCAGCAUAGGCCUGCUGACUGUGGUGGCUAUCGAUCGCUACCUCACCAUCUGCAGACCAGACAUCGGUCAGAAAAUGACAGUUAGAUCUUACAACAUCCUCAUUCUGGCUGCCUGGCUGAACGCUGUGUUCUGGUCCUCCAUGCCCAUAGUAGGCUGGGCAGGAUAUGCCCCCGACCCCACUGGAGCAACUUGCACCAUCAACUGGAGAAAGAACGAUGCAUCCUUCAUCUCCUACACAAUGGCGGUGAUUGCAGUGAACUUUGUUGUUCCUCUGUCAGUCAUGUUUUACUGCUAUUACAAUGUCUCUGUAACUGUGAGGCGAUACAAAGCCAGCAACUGCUUGGACAGCAUCAACGUCGACUGGUCUGACCAGAUGGACGUUACCAAGAUGUCUAUCAUUAUGAUCAUCAUGUUUCUGGUUGCCUGGUCUCCUUACUCCAUGGUGUGUCUCUGGGCAUCGUUUGGUGAUCCAAAGACCAUUCCUGCCCCAAUGGCCAUUAUUGCUCCCCUCUUUGCAAAGUCCUCGACAUUCUACAACCCCUGUAUCUAUGUCAUUGCCAACAAAAAGUUCAGGAGAGCCAUUAUCGGGAUGAUCCGAUGCCAAACAAGGCAGCAAAUCACAAUCAAUACCCAGGUUCCAAUGACGAUCUCCCAGCAGCCUCUAACCCAGUGAUUAAAGGUCUCCUUAAUCACUGCAUAAAUAUUUAACUAUUUACGUUAUUCUCUUGUUUGAGUUUAUCUAUUAGCUGUUUUUUUUUUUAGAUUAAUGGGCAGUGCUACAAAAUGUGUAAAGAAAAUAAAACUUUUAGAAUGUUUUUCUUAUUUUUUUUGCUGAUCAAUUAUCAUUAUGUCUGCUUAGCAUGAGACCUUAACUAGCAUGUUUUUAUUUUUAACUAUAUCUCAAAUGUAGCAAACUUUACAUAAAACUGCUGAUGAUAAGUACAGAAGAAAAGGAAUAUGUGUGUAGUGGGAGGACUGGAUUUAAUGUCUGUCGGUUCCAUAGGUUAGACACUGGCACAUGUAUUAAUGCUCCAUGUUUCGUUUUGAGGACCUUUAAAUUAUAGUCAGACACAAGUAUAUUACUGCAAAAGGGAAAAUUAUAUUUCAGUCAAAGUGGGAUAGUCCUUUCUUAAAUGCUUAGAAAGAGGAAGAGCCUAAAAGUUCCGUUUUAAAUCCCAAUAUUACUUUAUGUUAAAAUUAUAUUCUAUUACAAGUUAUAGUUUAUAAUAUUGUUUAAAAACACAUUUUGCAAUAAUUAAGAAAAAGAAACUACAUUGAUUUCAUUUCUUGCUGCUUUUUUUUUCCUAAUUUCUCCCAAUUGUUUGAGGCUCACUUUAAAAACUUCACCGCUAUUUACUAUGAAAAUCCCAUUUGCUUUGACUGGUAGUUGUUGUUUUGGCCCAACUAAAGCACUUCUUAAACAUCUAUGAAAAUAGUCUUGUGUAUAGACUAUGUCAUCCAGCAGGUAGGGAAAUAAAUACAGCAGCCAUGCCUAAAAUCCAACAAAAUUGAAUAAGGACUGUGCUGGACUAUUUGACAAGCUAACAAUGCAUAUCUUUGGAAUCUUUGGAUGAAUUGCAGGGAAUUUCAAAUACAAUAAAAUAUAAAUUGUCUUUAUAACCCAUUUUUAUUACAUUUUUGCUCUCUGUAAUAUCAAGAGAUUUUUGACAAAAAAAUAACUCAGAAAGUGGCAAGUUGUUAAAUGCAACAUUAAUUUGUUCUUACGACAUUCAAGAGUCAUAAAAAUGUCACAUAACAUCAAACUACGUUAUCUAUGUAAUUACCAUAUCAUCAUAGCUGUUUAGCAGCAAGACUGCCCUCCUCUCACAUCUGUAGUUCACCAUCUUUUAUAAAGACACCAGAACCCAAGCCUGUUAAUUUAUGGUUUAACUUACUCUAGUUCUGACUUACCUACUUUAAUAAAACAAGACAAAUUUUAUUCAAGUAUUAUUUAAUGAUGGUUUUGGAUCAAAACAUGGAACAUGCAAUAAAAAAAAAAAACACAUUAGGAGAGGAGACAUGGAAGAGGAACUACCAGAACAGUAGGA